Messenger RNA from Vitrella brassicaformis, 2202 nucleotides. The record is from the annotation of a GenBank genome assembly. Lineage: Eukaryota; Vitrellaceae.
CUGACCACUAACGACACCUCGGGGCGCCUCAAUUGCUUGAUUUCAUGGUGUGAGGUUUGUAAGUCAUGGGGUGUCGGCUGAGCUGUACAAGCGAGGGCGGCCUGAGGGAUGAGUACAUCCUGGGCCAGAAGAUCGGAGAGGGGGUACACACAUACGACAAUGCAAUGCUGGCAUUCCUUGCCCUUGUCCGCCCAUUUCUGUGCUUUCUCUUCUCUCCAAUGGUAUGCAAUGCAUUCACAGGCGUUCGCGCAAGUGCGUCUGUGCACGCACAAGAAGACGGGCGAGAAGCGGUGUGUCAAGUUGCUGCACAAGCCGUAUCCGAGGCAGGACUUCGAGACCGAGAUAGCGAUCAUGGAGGAGGUGUGCAAUGGCGGGUGUGACAACAUCGUCAGGUUCUACCAGCAUUACGAAGACAACUACUUCUACUACUCGGUAGGUUACAGAACCACGCCUGUCUCUCUCAACACGAGAACAAAGGUGUCUGUCUUAUCGGCUGCUGUCAUUUGUCGCUUACCCAGGUCAUGGAGAACCUCAGGUAUACAAUACAGCACGGAGCACAUGAGUACGUGUCUCUGUCUGUCUGUUUCCCUCCGUGUGCUUCAAGUGGUGGUGAGUUGUUCGACACGUUGGCGUCGCCGCAGCCGUUGACAGAGAUGGAGAUCGCCGACAUCAUGAGGCAGAUGCUCACCGCAUGCGCAUACAUUCACAAAGUGGGCAUCGUACACAGGUGGGUAACAGAUAGAUACGGGCGGGUCACGGAACUGUACGUGCCAUGUGGCUGUCUGCUGGGCUGGCGACUGACUGACAGGGAUCUGAAGCCUCAGAAUCUUCUCUUUGCAGCCAAGGGCAGCAACGUGGUCAAAAUGAUCGACUUCGGGUAGCAAGGCAGCGGAUAAAGACACAGAUAUCUCGGCUGUGACUCCUUUCUGUCUUCAGUCUGUCGUACAAGAUGCCGAAGGGCGAGAUGCUCGACGACCCCUGCGGCACCCCCGAAUUUGUCGCACCUGAGAUGAUACUCGGCAAAUACGGAAGGUACGCAGCGCAGGGGCCCCCAGACCAUUCUCAAGACACUCAUGUCUGUGUCUCGCCUGCCCCCAGCAAGGUCGACAUUUGGGCGUGUGGUGUGAUAUUGUUCAUGAUGCUGUUUGGCGAGAUGCCCUUUGCGGCUGCCAACGAGGAGGCUUUGUGGCAGAGGAUAGUGGAGCACCAGCCCGACUUCAAGAAGGUGGCGCAGCGGGCGGGAUACAACCCCAGUGAGGGCGCGCUCGACCUCCUCAAGAAACUGCUCACCAAGAAGCCACGGCACCGACCCACUGCCGAAGAAGCCGCCAGACACAAAUGGAUCAAAGGUAUGAAAGUCCCAUACAACACAACCAACAGACAAAGGGAGACAUGUCAUGGUUGUGUUGCGAUGUCAUGGUGGUGUUGCGUCUGUCUCCCAUGGUUUUGCAGAGAUGACACAGCCGACGGCAAUGCCGGUGUUGCUAGAGCCGAUUCCCCAGGAUGUGCGCCGUAAGGGCCGGCUGGCGACCAUCGACGUCAAGAAGAAGCACGACGAGAUGGUCAAGCAGCAGGUGCCGCACCCGCCACAACACAACCAAAUCGACAAACUGCAAGAGGAGCUUGACGAAGGUCAGCCUUCUGUCCACAUAUGGGGGUGGGUGGCUGCUGGAAGCUUCCGGCAUCUGCAAUGCGGGUGCGCUGUGCAGAGUACAAGCACAGGAAGCAGGGCCGCCUGGCGUCUCUUGCUGUCAAGAAGCAGAAGGAGACCGAUGGCGCACACAGGGAAGAACGCGACUCAUCCCUAAGUGAGCGCCAGAAACGUAGGAAGCCGCAAUAUAUGCCCCCGCCCCCCUGUCUAUGUCCGUGUGGCUCUCAGAGGUGCCCCCUGCUGUCGAGCACGCCGCUCCGCCCACACAGCCAGCCGUCGAACGGGGCGAAGAAAGGCAAGGAAGAACCAGCCUGAAACAGACGUGUGCAACGCAUGCAUGGGUGGAUGGCUUGUCUUGUGUGUGCAGGAAGACAACACGAACAAGGACGGCAGGCUAUCAGAACUUCAUGACAGAGCUUGAGAAGCUGAGAGCGCAGUACGAGACCAUCAAGGAGGACAGCGGAGAACUCGAUGCCAUGGGACCCGUGGAUGAGAAGAGGCCAUGAAGAGAAGAAGUGCCAGUGGGGAUGCCUGGCUUAUGCUGCUGCUGC